Messenger RNA from Punica granatum (pomegranate), 2788 nucleotides. The record is from RefSeq and is a predicted model, not a curated record. NCBI's taxonomy places the organism in Eukaryota, Viridiplantae, Streptophyta, Magnoliopsida, Myrtales, Lythraceae.
AUAUCAAUCGUUAACCGCUUCGAGCCCAAGCUGGGAGAUUUAGCACGUUGUACGAAAUCUCCAUGCAUCGGUGGACAUGCCAGCAAUGGAAGAACUAGCUCCUUGAUCAUAACUUAACCAUGUCAAUAAUCAUGUGUGUUACAUAUCUCAAUUGGAAGAGCAGAUCAAUCGCACACAUCGACCGUUUGACCAACACAGAACCUGAUACAGUCGGCAACAGGACGUAUGUUACGGUUAGUUCGACCGAACAUCAUUGCUCUAAAAAAUUCAGCCUGUUUGCCCAGAAGAAAAGGAAGAAUUUUUUCACGGAAAAAUGGCACCGGAAUUCAACUUCUCUGCACCCGAGAACGUCCUUGAAGCCUUAAAAAUUGGAUUCUUGGGUUCGCUCGUGUGCAUUUGACUUUUGACUAUACAUAGGCCAAAGCCACAUUCAACAUAUAUAUAUAUGUAUGUAUGUAUGUAUGUAUGCAUGUAUUUAAGAAGAGAUUUUUCCACCAUUUUAUGCUACUUCUCGCUCUUCUUCUUCUUCCUUCUCUUUAUGGUUUGCUGAAGUCCAUAAGCUCGCCUUCUCUGCUUCCUGAGAUGGGCUUAUUUGAAGCAUUAAUGGCCAAACACAGAGCCUGCAGUUAAUGAACAUUCCUAUACAUACGUCCCCAACUUCGGCAGUUUCAAGCGAAAUUAAUUUUGUCAGUCUUCUUGUUCAACUUUUUGCUCAAUCUUCUGCGACCGGGUGGAGUUCCUGUUAUGGAAUUUGCGAGCCCGAAAGAAGGUUCGGUGGCCUCGAGCCCGAGCCCUUUCCCUUCCCCGAACAUCGGUGCCCUCCUCAAAAUCAAGAUCCUCUCGUGGAGCCAAGAAACAGGAUUGCCCGCCACAGUUCGUGUCCAUGUGGGCGACAGAACAUUCAAUUUUCACAAGUUCCCAUUGUCCUCGAAGAGUGGAUACUUCAAGAGGAGACUAGAUGAAUCCAUGGAGGUUGAACUCCCACUGGACUUCCCCGGGGGGCCCGAGAUUUUUGAAAUGAUCGUGCUCUUCGUGUACGGCUCCUCCACGAUGAUUGAUGCUUUCAAUGUGGCAGCCCUCCGAUGCGCAGCGGAGUUUCUAGAGAUGACUGAGGAGUACUCCUCGGGCAACCUCUGCGAGAGGUUCGAUCUGUACAUGAACCAAGUCGUGCUCCAGAAUUGGGAUGACACUCUAAUUGUCCUCCAGAAAUGCCAAGCUCUUCUCCCUUGGGCUGAGGAGCUACUGAUCGUUAGUCGCUGCAUCGAAUCUCUUGCCUUCAUGGCCUGUAUGGAGAUUCUUGACCCCGAGAGAAGGCGUGAACUACCCGUGGUCACGCUGGAGGUCCUGGGGAAUCACCCCUGGAGCUGCGAACGAGCAGAGAAGAUUGUAAGCCGAGACCUUUGGAUAAAAGACCUCAUAGCGCUCCCAUUCGGGUUCUUCAAGAGGAUCAUUGGGUCCUUGAGGAGGCAGGGCAUGAACGAGAAAUACGUGACCCCGAUCAUAGUCUUCUACGCGAACAAGUGGGUGAUCUCAGGAAAAACCCAACAAUCCCCAGAAAACUCAAGUGAGAAGGACUCAGCAGGAAUCUUCGAUGCUGUUCUCGAUUUACUUCCGAUGGGGGAGAAAGCUAGUAGACAGAUUCCUGUUGGAUUUUAUUUCGCUUUGCUCACAAAAUCUCUCGAGUUUGGUUUAAGAAUCGAUGCUAAGGCAAAGUUAUAUGAUCAGAUCGCUUCCGCCCUGCCUUAUGCCCGAUUGGACGAUUUCAUCCUCCCAAGAACUUGUGUGGAUCCUAUCUCUUUGAGCAGAGAGUUGGCUACAAUGGAGAAAAUAGUUUCGAGAUUUGUGGUAUUGUCUCAUGAGAUGGAUGCCAGUCGUACUCCUCUGAUGAGCAACUCGAUGGUUGCAGAACUGUGGGAUGCCUACCUCUCUCAUGUAGCCAUUGAUCGGGAACUGCGCCCAACGAGGUUCAUGAAGCUUAUCGAGACCGUCCCGAUAUCUUACCGGCAUAGCCACGACAAUCUCUAUCGAGCAAUAAAUACCUUUCUUCAGGUUCACCUGGAGAUAUCGCAAGAAGAGAAGGGGGCGGUCUGCAAAUAUCUCAGCUGCCAAAAGCUAUCACAGGAUGUCUGCAUUGAAGCGGUUCAGAACGAGCUAAUGCCUCUUCGUCUAAUCGUUCAGGCGCUCUUCGUUCAGCAACUGAAUACACAACAAGUCUUCAAGGAAUGCUCUGACUCGUUCCGUUACAACCACUUUGGUGAGUUUUCAGGGAGCUUAUCGAGCUCCAGGUGCCCUUUCUCCAAGAGCCAGAAUCUCGGUGAGAGCCCGUCUAUGGAAGAAAUAGACAGAAGGCCUCUCAGCUUUUUACUCCAAAAGGAUCAUAGUUCAAUUCCAAGGCCUGAUGAUCUUCCUGAUAGUAAAGAUUACGAAUCCACAAGCUUCAGGAUUCAGAGUCUCGAGCAGGAGUUGAUGUCCCUAAAGAGGAGCCUCCAGGGGAAGAAUGCCUUAAAGAAGACAGAGCUCGGAUCAGGCAAGCAGCAGAGCAAGAAAUCAAACGGAUUCGAUGAGCGUUCUCUCAGUAAGAGAAGGAACACAUUUGGGCAGAUGACAACGGGUUGUAUUGGCUCCAUGACCUUCACCUCACAGAGAAGAUAUGCCGGUAGGCUGAUGAUGAAGAUCUUUCGGCGACUAAGCCUGUUUGGCAGUAGGAAUUCAAAGAAAAAAACAGGCGCCCCAGGCUCAUGGCCAAGAUCAUUUUAGGUGGCUGAUACGCAUUAUAUAGAAAAUAUUA